AUGAUGCAGCAAUCGAAUCAUGAUGUGGAGGGCCAGAAACCACCAUUGAAGAGACUCUAUUUGAUUAUAGCUUCACUAUGUGUAGUUUCGUUUCUAGCAGCCUUUGAUAAUAUCAUCGUAGCCAGCAACACACCAUUGAUAGCAACAGAGUUCAAUGGAUUUGGAUUAUACGGCUGGGUCAACACUGCCUUUUUGUUAACAGCAUCCACAUCUCAGCCCUUAUAUGGACGAUGUGCAGACAUGUUUGGCCGAAGAAUAUGUUUCCUGUUUGCAACAGCAAGUUAUUUGAUAGGUGCUGUACUUUGCGGCGCGGCACAAUCAAUGGUAAUGUUGAUUGUUGCACGUGCACUGUGUGGAUUGGGAAUAGGCGCAUUUGACACAUUGAUGAAGAUUGUAGUCGCAGACCAUAUUCCUGUGCGAUAUAUUGGCAUGUACCAAUCCAUGUUGGGGAUAUCUUGGGGAUUAGGCUAUGUCGUGGGAGCGCUUGUUGGCGGUGUCGCUGCGGAAAAUACUGGAUGGAGAUCUGUCUUUUGGAUGGCUCUUGGAUUCUGUGUGGUCGCAUUAGGGUUGAUUUUCAUUGCCAUUGAAGGCCAUUGCAGCAUAUACAGCGAGAAUAUCGGUCAUGUCGAUUUCAUUGGUAUCAUACUUUGGUGCAUUGGUGUAGUCUGUUUGGUACUGGCAUUGAGCUGGGGAGGAACCACUUAUCCAUGGAGGAGUGCUGUCAUCAUUGCAUUAUUAUGUGUCGCAGGUGUGUUAUUGAUCGUAUUUGCUGUAUUUGAGCAAAGACUGGCCAAAGAUCCGAUCAUUCCUCGCGGUAUCUUUGCAAACCGCAGCACUGUGCUUAUCCUGAUUGCUGCAUUCUGCUAUGGAGGCUGUUUCCAAUCACUCAUGACCUACGUACCUCUUUAUCUUUCGGUGAUACGACAGGAGUCAGCCAUGGCGUCUAAUUUGGAGCUUUUAUGCUUAGUACUGCUCGCUUGUAUAUUCAAUGUAUUAACAGGGCUCCUCAUUGUCAAGACGGGCACAUAUACAUGGGCCACUCGAAGCUCCUUAUGUAUACUCGUGAUUGCGUGUGGACUGUUGCAGCUGCUCAAUGUUGAUUCAAGCCGUGGGUUGAUUGUGGGAUUAAUGGUAGUGACAGGCAUAGGAAGUGGUGGCAUGAUCAACAGUGAAAUUAUUACAGCGCAAGCAUCCGUUUCAAUUGAGCAUGUACCUGCUAUAGUAGCCUUUAUGACCUUUUGUGACCAAGUAGGUGGUAUAACAGGCAUCACAGCACAGGGAAGUAUUCUGUCCAACACAUUGAGCUCCAAAUUGCAUGCAAUGCAAUUGCCUGGAGUGACACCUGAACUUGUACGCCAAAGCUCUGCUUAUCUCUGGAGUUUACCUGAACCUACACAGUCUAUUGUGAUGGAUGUAUAUAUGCAAGCAGUGAAAAUGUCUUUUUGGGGAUCGUUUGCAUUUGCUGCGGCUGGUCUACUCGCUACUUUGGGGCUCAAAGCCUAUGUGAUGAGAGAGGAUAUGAACAAUGUCAGCACCGCGACCUCUACUUUGAACGAAAAAGAAAAUGGCAAUGAUGAAGAUGGUGCGAUUGUGGAUGAAAACCCCUCUUCCGUUAUUAGAGAAACACGUAGAAAAGAAUAA
This is a messenger RNA of Mucor velutinosus, 1641 nucleotides long. RefSeq lists its product as uncharacterized. NCBI's taxonomy places the organism in Eukaryota, Fungi, Mucoromycota, Mucoromycetes, Mucorales, Mucoraceae. The coding region runs from base 1 to 1641 and encodes 546 amino acids. Gene Ontology annotation, molecular function: transmembrane transporter activity. The record is from RefSeq and is a predicted model, not a curated record. Gene Ontology annotation, cellular component: plasma membrane. The transcript has 9 exons. Gene Ontology annotation, biological process: transmembrane transport.